GACGAGAGCGGCCGUUACGAUUUGAAUUUUCCGAAGCUGAAACCGCUGACGCGGCCGUGUGUUCGUGUUUUUAUUUUUUUCUUUAUUAUUUUAAUCAUUAAAGUUCGUGAGUGUCAAGGUCCGGCCGUCGCAGCCGCCGCCGGCGCUCGAAAAAGACCAUGGCGGACGGGCCCGGGGAGGGCUCGAGCCACAUGCGUGUCAUCGUGCGGGUGAGGCCGCCCAACUCGCGCGAGAGGGACACCAACCACCGCCUCGUCGUGCAGGUGGUGGACGACCAGAUGCUGGUGCUGGACCCCAAGGAGCAGGCGGAGCCCAGCUUCCUACAGGGGCGGCAGCUGCGGCAGCGCAACAUGCUGGCGCGCAAGCCCAAGGACCUGCGCUUUGUGUUUGACCGCGUGUUCGACGACACGGCGACGCAGGAGGAGGUGUUUGAGGGCUCCACGCGCUCGCUCGUCGAGGGCACGCUCAACGGCUUCAACUGCACGGGUAACCGGGCCGCGCGAUGA
Molecule: messenger RNA, 506 nt
Organism: Lethenteron reissneri (Far Eastern brook lamprey)
Lineage: Eukaryota; Metazoa; Chordata; Hyperoartia; Petromyzontiformes; Petromyzontidae
Product: kinesin-like protein KIF18A
Biological process (GO): microtubule-based movement
Molecular function (GO): microtubule binding; ATP binding; microtubule motor activity
Source: RefSeq, a predicted model, not a curated record